Symbiodinium sp. CCMP2456 is the source of this 1368-nucleotide messenger RNA. The record is from the annotation of a GenBank genome assembly. NCBI's taxonomy places the organism in Eukaryota, Dinophyceae, Suessiales, Symbiodiniaceae.
AUGCAUGGCCCAGCGUUUGUGGCGUCCGUGAUCUGGAGCUUGAGUGUCUCAUUCACGGUUCCAGCGGCUUCUGCUCUAUCCUGUGAGGAUGACGUGGUCGAACUGCUACACAUGCGACAGGUUCGGAUCGACGCUUCCUCGAACAGCACGAAGAAGGAGGAUGCAGGUCAAGAUCAUGUGGACGCUGUCAGAGACGCUGUCAGAGCUGCCACACUGAGUGCGACAACACCGGAUGCCCUGCCACUCCUGUCUUCGCUGAACACCUCGAAACGGCCAGAGGCGGAGCACCUUUCGUCUGCGAUGGUCCAACCAUCUCUGCUGCAAGCAUUGCGGGCAAAGCUUUCCGCAGCUGCAUCAAGCGCCUCCGUUUAUAGGGAUGGAUAUGGUCUUCUGACUGUUGUCGCCGUCACAAUCUUUGCCUUCAUCUCGAGCUGCUGUGCGAUAGUGUCAACAAGGGCGUUUCUUGUGACCGAAAACUGUGAUGCACGGCGUUCAGACUCGGUUCUCGGAAUGCAUGAGCGGCGGCAUCGGCUUCUGCAAUCCCUUCACUCGCUUGGCAGACCAAGUGCUACUCCCAAAUUCAGACCCAACGCUCGCGUUGGGUCUAAGCCCUGGAGACAGUUGGUUAUCGACAGUCCUCUAGAAGGCGACCGACUCGGCGUAAACCUCACAGAGGACACCCUUGUCAUCACCAGCUUCGCAGACCCUCGAGCUGAAACUUUCGGGUUCAAGGUGGGCGAUCGAAUCGUGCACAUCAAUGGCGUGCCAGUAUUUCAGCAGUUGGACUUUCUUCAAGUUCUUUCAGGCGCAAUGCGUGAUUUCCACAGACUGAAGCAGCCCAUCGUUGUGACCACAGUCGAUCCCACGUCCAGCGCCGGCGCUAACAGCAAGCUGGACAUGACUGGCGUCGAGCUGCAGGAUGUGUGUGGAAGAUGGCAACUCAGCAGUGGUGAAAACUUCAUCAUCAGUAGAAUGCCUGGCGUCGAGCAGCUACAGCUGACACUCCUCAUUGGGGACAGCACAGCUUCAACAGGCCUGAUCGUUCCUGAUGGGCCCGACCUUCGAUGCAACCUGUACCGACUGGACAACAGUGAAUUCGGCGAAGCAUGGCUCAGUUUCAAUCUGCAGUCGCAGAAGAUCGAGGCCUCAUUGAAGCCGGCUGGGUCCCAGCACUUCGGCAAAGUCUUGCUUGCCGCACGAGUUUCAGGACCACCUUCGCAAGCCACGCCGCUGCCUGGCCCGCGAGACUUCCCUGGCUCACGGUCUGUGCCAUCGUCAUCGUCCUGGCCAAUGUCUUUGACAUCCCUGCCGCCCAAGACGCUGUCCGGGGAAGAGAUCGGACGAGGACAAGCAAAUGGCCAGGCCUAG